Molecule: messenger RNA, 3132 nt
Organism: Sceloporus undulatus (fence lizard)
Lineage: Eukaryota; Metazoa; Chordata; Lepidosauria; Squamata; Phrynosomatidae
Gene: NACA
Product: nascent polypeptide associated complex subunit alpha
Exons: 3
Coding region: 1440-2996 (518 amino acids)
Biological process (GO): protein targeting to membrane
Cellular component (GO): nascent polypeptide-associated complex; cytoplasm
Source: RefSeq, a predicted model, not a curated record
UUCAGAAAGAAUCCUGAAACUCAUCUGGUCAGAUAAUGAAGCCAGUAACACUAUUUUGAGAGGAAGAACAGGCAAGUAAUUAGGAGUAGUGUAGCAUAGUGGCCAAGGCGCUAGGGCCUCAGUCUUCUGCAAAGUGAUGAGAAAGCAAGUCCCAUUAAAUUAGAAACAGGCAAAUUGUGGGUCCCAGUUAUUAUUGAAGCAAUAUCAUCCCCCACUAUUGGUGAUGCUGGCUAAGGCUGAUGGGAACUGCAGCCCAACAAUAUUUGUGUAACUGCACGUGUCCCACCUGUAUUAAACUCAACUUUCUUUGAAGUAAAGUGAUGCAAUUGUAAGAGCUUCUGGUUUAAAUCUUGCCUUUACUAUGAGCUUACUAGUUUGCCUUCGGAAAGCUGUUGUCUUUCAGCUUCAGGUCCACAUCUGCAAGUUAAGAGUAAUGCUGGCAUAUAUCUAAUAGAGCAUGUUGUUGUCAUUACUGCAGUAACUUAUGCGAAGCUCUUAGAAAACUUAAGACAACCAGAACAUUGUUUUGACUUGAGAGUUUGAGAUAAUACAUGAUCUUUUCUGAUUUUGAUGAGUUGCAGAGUCUCUCUGAGACAUUGCAGUAGCAUGCUUAAAGUGAAUCACGAACUGGAUAAACACUGCUAUCCAGCUUGGUUGUGGAUGUUUUUACAUAUAAUAUGCUAACAGUAGUAAUGGCUAAAUUUCUGGAGUGUGCACAUGUGUGCUAACUUGGUGCAAUUACCAAAGGAAACAAGAGAAAAGUUAACUGUUGGUUGCUCUAACCCAGGUCAAAUGCUAGAUACUUCUCAAAUGGCUUUGGUGAUCUUCUUUUUAACCUUUUACAGUGGAAUAAGCUUUGUUUCGUUUACAUCAUCUCCACAUGGAUAGUUUUUCUAAGUAUUCUUCAUAAUAGUAAGCUGAGUAAGUCUUCUUCGGGAAGAAAAAGAGAUGCUUUAAUCAGACUCAAAGGAUAUAUCUUAUUUUUAAAUCUCUGUAAAAGCCCCAAAUGGGAAUAUUGGCACAUGAUCAGUCUGUAACUAUUUGGUGGCAAUUCACAUUUUCUUUUACAAACACUCUAGGAAGCUUUAGUGUGGUUGUGAAACAUUUACAUAAUAAUGUGGACUUGGGUAAAUUUCCAGAGAGUGCCUCAUUCUAGUGCAUUAGAAUUGUGAGCUGCUUUGAAAAAACUGAGUUGCAUUUUGAUGUGUGCUUGUGUAUAUUUGGGUGCAUCCCUCUAUCUGGGGACUUACUAACUGUCAACUCCUUCCCCAAUACAUUAUGUUUCCACCUGUCUGUUUUAAAGGUAUCAUGGAUGCUGAUUAGCAGAGAACCAGGUUUCCUGGUUUACUACAUUCUGCCUGGAAGCUUAGGGAACACUGCAUGCCUUUGUGACUGAGUCUUCCCCUACAUACACCUGUGCAUGGGAUGUUGCACACUGCAUGACUGUAACUCCAGCUCCUGGGGCCCACAUGGAAGUGAAGCUGACAGCUGAGGAGUCCAGACCAGUUGCCACCAAGAAUCCUGAGGUGGCAGGCCAGGGUUCUCAGGCUGGGACAGCUCUAGAGCCUUCAGCUGCUGUUUCCAUCUCCUCUGAUUCUAGCACUGCACACCCUUCCUCUUCAUCCCAUGAUGUUAAAUCGCCCCCUGCUGGAUCCUGUCCUUUCACUCCCCUGGCACCUCCUGUCUUUGCUGCCUCACCUGGGCAGGCUUCCUCCCUUGUGGCAGUCAUUCCUUCUGUCUACUCAGCGCCAGUCAGUCCUGGCCCUGUUUUGCCGUCUGUUACUCCAACUUUGGCAGUCCAGACUCCUCCUCCUCCCUUCAAGCCUCCUGAUCUGGCUGUGCCUGCACAAAUGGUUAGCCCCUCAUCUCCAGGCAUAGCACCGGCCUCUCCCUUGGAUCCAGUAUUAUCCUCCGAGCCUGUUGGUUUGGCUUCUCCAGCUUCCCCCAUGAGCCCAGCCCUGAUGGCUCCAUCUGCCACCGUUUCUCAGGUGCCACUGUGUCCGCUUGCCCCAGCUCCUUUCAUUCUCCCAGUUGCUCCUGUUUCUCCUUCUUUAACCCCAGCCCCCGCUGUUCUCCCUGCCGCUUCAGCCCCUUUUCCAGUUCCUCCCAAUUUUCCUAUCAGUCCCACAGCUCCUAUUCCAAUUUCUGCUUCUACAGUCCCACCUUCUGCUUCAUGCUCUCUUCUCCCAAAACCUACAUUUUCUCCCCCUGUGCCACCAGUACUUCCCCUUCUUAGACCCACAACCCCUUUUCUAGUUCCUAGUAGUCCUGGAGCCCCAGCAACUCUUACUUCGCCCCCAGUGUCCUCUCCCAAUGUUGCUAAACCACAAAGUUCCAUGAUACAGCCCCACAGCCCUGUUGCUUCUUCAGUGCCUACAUCUAGUUCUGUGCCCCCUGCAGGGCUACCUGUGGGUUCUGCUGGCCCUCGCACAAUUCCUCCCUUGGCACCUGCUUCUAAACCUGUGGUACCUGCUUCCUCUUCUUUGGCUUCUGCAGUGCCCAUGGAAACCUCUCCUAAGACCCCAAACAAACCUCUUUCUGGACCGCUAGUACCUGCAGGGCCCCAUGAAAAGUCUCCCUCUGGUCCUGCCGCCCCACCACCUGCUCCUGUACCAUUAGUAGGGCUGCCUGAAAAAUCUGUUUUAGCACCUGCUUCUGGCCCUGUAGUCCCUCCUCCAGCCCCAGUGGCACCUUCCCCUGGCUUUGUGGCACCUUCAGGGCCACCUAUGAAACCAGCUAUUAGCCCUAUACCUCCAGUGGGCCCUACUGCUAUAAAACAUGGUCCUGGAUCUCCUCUGUUUCUGACAGACCCCACUGCUAGUCCUGUGGCACCCACAGGGCCACCUGUAAAACCAACUCCCCCCUUCAGCCCCUGUUUCUGGCCCUGUGGGACUUGUGGGACCAACUGUCAAACCAGUCACAAGCCCCAUAACUCCACUGGGCCCUGCAGCUUUUCCAGUAGCACCUGCUGGACCACCUAUAAAACUUCCUUCUAGCCCUGUAGCUCCUCCUCAGGGCCAAACAAGCCCCCCUGUUGGUCCCAUGCCACCUAUAAAAUCUCCUUGUGGUCCUGCAGCCUCCCCAGGGCCUGUUUCUACUCCGUUAUCUACAGAGCCACCUGUAAAACCUGCU